GUUUCACCAGCUUUCGUUUGCGCUCUCUUCUUAAAAAUCAAACCAAACCCACCUAUCUUCCUCUCCAAAUCUCCACCAACUAACUUCUCAUCUCAUCCACAUUGAACAACCUUUUCUCUCUUUUCCAUUUCUAGAGGCAUUUUAGAUCGUUCCUCACACACGCCUCUCUCUCAUCAGCGGUCUGCUUAAACAUUCUUCUCAGCACAACAAGAAUGGCUAACUGUCCUGGAGAUUCAAACCAAACUCACUUAGACAUUCUCCGUUGCCCUUUCUUGAGGAACAUCAAUGAGCCUACUAACCUCUCCUUCUCUUCAUCCUUGCCUUUUCCCUUGCCUGUGCGAGCAGGGCAAGGACCAAUUUUUGAGGAUGGACCCAAUUUUGACACUGCAUUUAGGCUUUUCCAUGGUCAAGAUGGUGUUGUCCCUCUCUCGGACAGCCCUCGUGCUGGAGCAGAGAAGCCUGAACUUUCCUCUCCUGCAUUCCAUCCACUUGCUGCUAAGGCGGCUACAAUUAGUCUCUCCUCCUUUGGUCAUGGAGGGCCUUUUGGAUUUGAUGCUUUUUCCGACAUGUUUAAGAAUCAAAAGAAGAAGAAAGACUCUUCCAAAAAGAAAGAUUCUUCCUCUAAGGGAGGAAACCACGAGUCUAUGAGUGACGACUGGCUUCAAACAGGAAACUGCCCAAUUGCUAAAUCAUAUCGAGCUGUAAGUGGUGUGGCACCCCUCGUGGCAAAGCUCCUGCAACCCCCUCCCGGAAUGCAAUAUAAGUGUCCUAAAGCAAUAGUCGCAGCUCGAGCAGCCAUCUCUAAAACAGCUUUCGCCAAGAACCUCCGGCCACAACCUUUAUCAUCCAAAGUACUAGUCAUCGGGAUGCUGGGGAUGGCCCUGAACGUGCCUCUAGGUGUUUGGAGAGAGCACACUGAAAAGUUCUCUGCAUCUUGGUUUAUAGCUCUUCACGCAGCGGUUCCUUUCAUUGGAAUACUGAGGAAGUCAGUGUUGAUGCCUAAGAUGGCGAUGGUUUUUACCAUAGCAGCGUCUGUUAUGGGACAAGUGAUUGGGUCAAGAGCAGAGAGGUACAGGCUCAAGUCAGUAGCCCAGAAGAAACUGAUGUUGACAGGACCAGGUAAAGUGGAUGAAAGGUGCGGUGGUGAUAAAGUGAUUAUGAAAUGGAAUCCCAUGUUGCUUGAAGUAGCAAGUCCAGUAUCUACACGAGCUGCUAGUGUUGUCUGCUAA
This is a messenger RNA of Eruca vesicaria subsp. sativa (arugula), 1229 nucleotides long. The record is from the annotation of a GenBank genome assembly. Lineage: Eukaryota; Viridiplantae; Streptophyta; Magnoliopsida; Brassicales; Brassicaceae.